UUGUAGAUACCAGAAAGGGUUUUGCUUACUGUGUUAAUUUGAUUUUCUCCGCAUUUUUUUAAAGUUGAGUUGAUUUUGUGUUUGGUUGCUGAGAAAUUGCGGGAAAGUAUAAGAUAUCUGGAGAGAAAAUCUGAAUUUUUAAGUAUCUAUUGUGCCAGUGUUUGUUGGAGUAAAGUUGACUUUUUCAUAUCUCUUGCAGAAUCGAAGUUUCAUUUUCUUGAUGGUCUUUCUUUCAUACUUUCCCCUUUUGCUUAGUGAUUUGUUUGCUUCCCGAGAAAAUGUUAGGAUUAUGCAUUUUCGACAUUUUGGAUUCUGAAAGACUUUUUUUCCUGCGAUGACAAAGAUUGUUGGGACACUUGGUCCAAAAUCACGGACUGUUGAGAUCAUUUCUAGUUGUCUAAGCUCCGGGAUGUCUGUGGCACGGUUUGACUUUUCAUGGGGUGAUGCUGAAUAUCAUCAAGAGACAUUGGAAAAUCUGAAAGCUGCAAUCAAGAGCACCAAGAAGCUCUGUGCGGUCAUGCUAGAUACAGUGGGUCCAGAGUUGCAAGUUGUCAAUACAACAGAGCAUCCAAUUUCCCUUCAGGCUGAUACCUCUGUUGUCCUAACACCUGAUCAAGGCAAAGAAGCCACUUCAAAUCUGCUACCAAUAAAUUUUACUGGCCUGUCAAAGGCAGUGAAGCAGGGAGAUACUAUUUUUAUUGGUCAAUACCUGUUUACAGGAAGUGAAACUACUUCUGUGUGGCUAGAGGUCAUUGAAGUAAAUGGUGAGGACGUGGUUUGUUUGAUAAAGAAUUCUGCUACCUUGGGUGGGCCAUUGUACACUUUACAUGUUUCUCAAAUUCGUAUUGAGCUUCCUACCCUCACUGAUAAAGAUAAGGAGGUCAUAAGUACAUGGGGAGUUCGGAACAAUAUAGACUUCCUCUCAUUGUCUUAUACUCGGCAUGCAGAAGAUAUUCGCCAUGCCCGAGAGUUUCUUUCUAAACUUGGGGAUCUCCAUCAAACUCAAAUUUUUGCAAAAAUUGAAAAUAUAGAGGGAUUAACUCAUUUUGAUGAAAUCCUACAAGAAGCAGAUGGUAUCAUCCUUUCUCGUGGAAAUUUGGGCAUAGAUCUCCCACCAGAGAAGGUGUUUCUAUUUCAAAAAGCUGCUAUUUACAAGUGCAACAUGGCAGGAAAGCCUGCUGUGGUAACUCGUGUUGUCGACAGUAUGACGGACAAUUUGAGACCUACUCGUGCUGAAGCAACUGACGUUGCCAAUGCAGUUUUGGAUGGCAGUGAUGCAAUUCUUCUAGGUGCAGAGACCCUGCGGGGAUUGUACCCUGUUGAGACCAUUUCUAUUGUUGGAAGAAUUUGUGCUGAGGCAGAGAAGGUUUUCAAUCAAGAUUUGUAUUUCAAGAAGACUGUAAAAUAUGUUGGAGAACCAAUGACUCAUUUAGAAUCUAUUGCUUCCUCAGCGGUACGUGCUGCUAUCAAGGUGAAGGCUUCCGUCAUUAUAUGCUUCACUUCAACAGGAAGAGCUGCAAGGUUGAUCUCAAAGUAUAGGCCAACAAUGCCUGUGAUAUCUGUUGUUAUCCCUAGGCUUAAGACAAAUCAACUACGUUGGAUCUUCUCUGGUGCUUUUGAGGCAAGGCAGUCGCUAAUUGUCCUUGCAGAUCCUCGGCAUCCAGCUGAAUCUACAAAUGCGACAAAUGAGUCUGUUCUGAAGGUUGCUUUAGAUCAUGGAAAGGCAACUGGUGUUAUUAAACCACAUGAUCGUGUUGUUGUUUGCCAGAAGCUUGGUGAUGCAUCUGUGGUGAAAAUCCUUGAGCUUGAAGAUUAAAGCAAAUGCAAGUGAAUUAAUUGACAAGCAAGUAUUUCUCUCUGUUUUGUGCAUUAAAUGGUUGAAUUGAGGAUCAUAUCCUUCAUGUUAAUUGCAUAUUUAGCCAAAGAAAGAACAUGUACUAGUACCAACAAUGGUCCAAGGAAUUUACAUGUACAUGAACUUGGAACCAUUUUUUUUGAGGUUUUGGAUAAAAGAAUUGGGGCUUGGGGCUUGGGGCUUGUGGCUCGAUGUCGAGCUUGCUAGAUAUGUAUUGUAAUAUGAUUGAACAUUGAUAUAGCAGGGACAUUUCUGCCCCAACUCUCAGAUCAAUUCUAUCAACUCUAUAUAAUGGUUGGCUCAGAACUUGGAACCAUUUUUCUUGAGGUUUUGGAUAAAAGAAUUGGGGCUUGGGGCUUGUGGCUCGAUGUCGAGCUUGCUAGAUAUGUAUUGUAAUAUGAUUGAACAUUGCAGAUCAAUUCUAUCGACUCUAUAUAAUGGUUGCCUCAGAUUCUAUCAAA
Molecule: messenger RNA, 2316 nt
Organism: Hevea brasiliensis (rubber tree)
Lineage: Eukaryota; Viridiplantae; Streptophyta; Magnoliopsida; Malpighiales; Euphorbiaceae
Product: pyruvate kinase 1, cytosolic
Exons: 16
Coding region: 335-1816 (493 amino acids)
Biological process (GO): glycolytic process
Cellular component (GO): cytoplasm
Molecular function (GO): potassium ion binding; pyruvate kinase activity; magnesium ion binding
Source: RefSeq, a predicted model, not a curated record